UCAGACCAUACAGUAAUUUGAACAAUAGGAAAUAGGUUGAAGGCCAGGAAUUUAGAAUCCGUUUCGGCAAGCUCAUAUUAUUGUGGCUACGAAUUUUAUAAUUGAUAUCACAAAGAUGUCUUCUAAAAGACACAUUCAGUCAGGAAUAGUAAGGGAUAUAAUCGUAGGAUUACUUGUGAUGGCUGCUUACUUCUACGUAGGCUGGAAUUAUUUUCCAAUCCAAGCAGAUGGUUUAGAGUCCGCCUGGGAUCGUCUCAUUUACACUGCCCGCUGGCAGAUAUUGGAGGUACUUCUUUUGAUCGUGAUGGUUAUGGCGGUAGCCAACACUCGUCUGUUAUAUGUUGACAAGAUCGGAGAUCCAACAAAACCAAUUCCAGGAUCACACAUUAUUACCGUGCACUGUCGAGUUCUCCAGAAUACUCUAGAGCAAAUUGUUAUACGUGUGCCAUCCGAACUGAUUCUCUGCACGUACCUGGAACCCGGCUCUAUGAAGAUCCUUCCGCUGCUGGUGAUCCUGUUUGUAUUGGCGAGGCUUAUUUUCUGGUUCGGAUACAUCCGUGACCCGUAUCAAAGAGCUCUAGGGUUCGCGAUGACGUAUAUGCCAACAGUGUUAAUCACGAUUUACUGUGUAUUUUGCCUCUUCAACAGUGGGGCGACGUUCAGUUUGUCGUAACCAUGGAGAGUGACUAAACGACGGAUCACGACAAGAAGGAAUUAUCCGAUAUUUUAGUAUAAAAUAACUCACACAGACAAUACGAGCCCAUUGGGGAUUUUCUAUUUUAUAGGAACUUUCCUGUCAGUUUAACAAAAGUAAACUUUGGGGCAUGUAAGCCCUUAUCAGUGUGCAAAUAUACCAAAUCUUCUUAGAAAUAAACAGCCGAUAGAUCUGUUCUUAGAUGUAUUAUUUUAUGAUUAAAGUCGACGAAAGAAACAA
This is a messenger RNA of Anneissia japonica, 934 nucleotides long. RefSeq names its product transmembrane protein 79-like. The coding region runs from base 116 to 673 and encodes 185 amino acids. The record is from RefSeq and is a predicted model, not a curated record. The transcript has a single exon. Gene Ontology annotation, cellular component: trans-Golgi network membrane; lysosomal membrane. Gene Ontology annotation, biological process: regulated exocytosis. NCBI's taxonomy places the organism in Eukaryota, Metazoa, Echinodermata, Crinoidea, Comatulida, Comatulidae.